GGGAGCUAAUCCCAACGCUAUUUACCGCACGUGCUCACUGGAUCCGAUCUCACAACUGUUAACCGACGACUUGAAGAUGAACUUGGAGCAGAAAGAAGCUUUGGAUAUCGCCCUAUCCGGCCACAAUCUGCUUAUAACGGGACAGUGCGGCACCGGAAAAACGUAUACGCUGAGGAAUAUCAUCAAGGCUCUCAAGUCAGCUGGACGGAAAGUGGGAAUAACUGCUGUCACAGGUCUGGCCAGCAAACAGUACCAGGAUUUGGGAGGAGAGACGCUGCAUCACUGGGCUGGGCUGUUCGAUGGAAGAUUUUCCAAGGAGGAGGUCCUUACUAACGUACUCAACAAUGAUGCAUAUGGGAAUUGCCUCAAAAACAUAACCCUUUCAGAAGUUCUCAUCAUUGAUGAAAUAGGAAUGCUCAGCGCUAAACUGUUUGAGGUUCUUGAAUAUGUAUGCAGUCAUUGCCGCAGUAAAGAACAUUGGUUUGGUGGCUUACAGAUCAUCGCUUGUGGAGAUUUCAAGCAACUUCCUCCAGUUCCUGACCACUUUCAUAAUGAUCCAGGACUUUUCUGCUUUCAGUCAUGUGUGUUCAAACAUAUAUUUCCUCACCACCUAAAUUUCCAAGAAGUGGUUCGCCAGGCUGAAGCGGAUUUGAUUGUCGCCAUCAAUGAACUCUGUAAUGGACACCCAUCGGAGGAAACUCAUACUUUAAUGAAGAAUCUCAAUAGACCACUCAACACAAACAAAAGACCAACCUUGCUCUUUGGGACAAAUUUUGAUGUAGAAUAUGAAAAUCAGAUGGCACUGCAUGAAGAUGGGGAAAACAUAAGAUGUUAUAGAGCGCUGGACUCGGGUGAGACACUGUUGCUGCAGCGAUGUCAAGCGAAGAAGAACUUACAGUUGAAAGUGGGAGCACCUGUUAUCCUCAUAAGAAAUGUGAAACAUUCUUUGGUGAAUGGUUCAAAAGGAACUGUUCUUUCUUUCACAGACAAGGGUCCAGUUGUUGAUUUUGAUGGCCUAUGUGUACUUGUUGAACCCCUCAACUUUGAAAUUUAUGACUCUAACCAAAAGAAAGUGCGAGCCAACAGAAAACAGAUCCCUUUACGCCUUGCCUUUGCUUUGACAGUACAUCGAGCUCAGGGUAUGACCAUCGACCCUCUCAUAGUUGAUUGUGAAAGCUAUUUCCUUCCGGGACAACUUGGUGUAGCUGUAGGGAGAUGCAUCAGCAAAGAGGGUCUACAGGUGAAGAAUUACAAGGAAGAUGUUGCAUCAAAACAACACACAGAUGAAGUCUAUCAUUUCUAUGAUGCACCCUUUUUUCCAACAAUGACUGACCUAACAUGCUGCAAGAAGGACAGAAACUACAAUGAAAUGAAGGAAACCGAAAGUGGAGAUGAUAGUGAUGGUGACGAUAGGGAUGUGGAUGAUGCUGCUGAAGAUGAAGCUGAACCAUUAGUUGCGCAGGCACCUGCUGUAGAAGUUCCGGAACUGACGGAAGAUGAUAAGACAAGAACUCAUCUGCUGCUGGUUGACUUUUUGAAGACUGUAUCAAAAAGAGAUAAGCAGAAAAUUAUUCUGAAUCCAUUGGCAGCAAAUCUUCAACAGCACUUUGUUGUUUUGGAACGUCAAGUCAAUAAGCUCCUCAGUCAGCGGUCAGGUACGAUUAUUGACAAAGCUUCUCAGUGGCAGGAGGCCUGCACCAAGUUAACUACUUUUCUAAAUUCUCCAGAGCACCUGUCAUUGUGUAAAAACCUCAGUCAUUGUGAUGAAAUAACUGUUGAGAAGAAAAUAUCCUCAAAGUUGACAAUGUGGAUUAUUGAGCGAGAGGUGGAAAAACGAGCAAGCAUUGUCACUUCUGAACAGAGAGAGAGUAAUGUGGUCGAUGUAGAAGAUACGACAGAGGUAGCGAGGGCAAAGAUCAGACAUCUUGCGGGGGCUUGCAUUCAUGCAGUCAGGAAGCGCCUUCGUUCUUCAGUCAUGACUAAACUGGAUUCCUUGACUAAAAAGUGUCGUCAUAAAGGUAGCAUGGAUUUCCGAAAACAGAAGUUUAUAUCUCAGCUGAGAGUGUCGGAAAUGGAAGUGAAAGAACAAACAAAAGAUCAAUCCAGCCUGUCAGAAAUAGACUUUAAACAAGACAAGGGUCCAGUUGUUGAUUUUGAUGGCCUAUGUGUACUUGUUGAACCCCUCAACUUUGAAAUUUAUUACUCUAACAAGAAGAAAGUGCAAGCCAACAGAAAACAGAUCCCUUUACGCCUGGCCUUUGCUUUGACAGUACAUCGAGCUCAGGGUAUGACCAUCGACCCUCUCAUAGUUGAUUGUGAAAGCUAUUUCCUUCCGGGACAACUUGGUGUAGCUGUAGGGAGAUGCAUCAGCAAAGAGGGUCUACAGGUGAAGAAUUACAAGGAAGAUGUUGCAUCAAAACAACACACAGAUGAAGUCUAUCAUUUCUAUGAUGCACCCUUUUUUCCAACAAUGACUGACCUAACAUGCUGCAAGAAGGACAGAAACUACAAUGAAAUGAAGGAAACCGAAAGUGGAGAUGAUAGUGAUGGUGACGAUAGGGAUGUGGAUGAUGCUGCUGAAGAUGAAGCUGAACCAUUAGUUGCGCAGGCACCUGCUGUAGAAGUUCCGGAACUGGCGGAAGAUGAUAAGACAAGAACUCAUCUGCUGCUGGUUGACUUUUUGAAGAAAAGAGAUAAGCAGAAAAUUAUUCUGAAUCCAUUGGCAGCAAAUCUUCAACAGCACUUUGUUGUUUUGGAACAUCAAGUCAAUAAGCUCCUCAGUCAGCGGUCAGGUACGAUUAUUGACAAAGCUUCUCAGUGGCAGGAGGCCAUCACCAAGUUAACUACUUUUCUAAAUUCUCCAGGGCACCUGUCAUUGAGUAAAAACCUCAGUCAUUGUGAUGAAAUAACUGUUGAGAAGAAAAUAUCCUCAAAGUUGACAAUGUGGAUUAUUGAGUGA
Molecule: messenger RNA, 2959 nt
Organism: Haliotis rufescens (red abalone)
Lineage: Eukaryota; Metazoa; Mollusca; Gastropoda; Lepetellida; Haliotidae
Exons: 3
Coding region: 77-2959 (960 amino acids)
Biological process (GO): telomere maintenance; DNA repair
Molecular function (GO): DNA helicase activity
Source: RefSeq, a predicted model, not a curated record